Messenger RNA from Paraphaeosphaeria sporulosa, 3462 nucleotides. RefSeq lists its product as uncharacterized. The coding region runs from base 311 to 3331 and encodes 1006 amino acids. Gene Ontology annotation, molecular function: monoatomic cation transmembrane transporter activity. Gene Ontology annotation, biological process: monoatomic cation transport; intracellular calcium ion homeostasis; transmembrane transport. Lineage: Eukaryota; Fungi; Ascomycota; Dothideomycetes; Pleosporales; Didymosphaeriaceae. The transcript has 2 exons. The record is from RefSeq and is a predicted model, not a curated record. Gene Ontology annotation, cellular component: membrane.
GUGCCGUUGACGUUGAAUGUGAAUGCUGCGCGCGCCGUUCGCAUGCCGUUUGCGCGUUGAAUCUCCUACCGCCAUCUCCCUACACUUAUUAUUAUCCUGCCAUCGUCCGCAAUCCCAUACAAGUCCCAGCGCACACGCGCCUCGGAUACCCGCAUCUUGCGACGGCAUUAUCGCCGCCUCAACCCACUGCGUAUCGAGCCCUUAUCGCCACAGAGGUCGUGUCGCAAAGCUGCAGCGAAACCAGCUACCGCGAGACUCGUAAUAAAAUGCGGUGGUCAUGAGCCUCUUUACUGCUCCAGAGCAACUCACAAUGCGCCGGCGCUCCCGCUACUCCGCGCGCCCAUUUGCGCUCACGAUAUUGGCUGUCUCGGUCUUGGUGCUGCUGGCAUGGGCCAAGAGUGGGCAGGAGGACAGUGCGAGGACAGAGUUCGGGCCCAGCGCUGGUUUUGUAAGAAGAGAUAUUGCAGUUCGAGAUCAAGAAUGUCGCCUGGUGCAUCAUGCAAAGGACAAGUGCGCAUUUGUCCGAGAGAACUGCCCAGACGAAGAGGCGGGCAUCUUCUCGUACCUCACGCUGUACUACUGCCGCCUCCCGCAUGCGAAACCUGUCGCAUUCACUAUUCUCGUACUAUGGCUUGCGCUCCUUUUCAGCACUAUUGGUAUCGCCGCGAGCGAUUUCUUUUGCGUCAAUCUGAGCACCAUCGCCAAUCUCCUGGGCAUGAGCGAGAGCAUGGCCGGAGUCACCUUCCUGGCGUUCGGUAACGGAAGUCCGGAUGUCUUCUCCACAUUCGCCGCCUUCAAUACCAAUUCCGCAAGUCUCGCAAUCGGCGAAUUGAUAGGAGCGGCAGGAUUCAUUACUGCAGUCGUGGCAGGCUCGAUGGCCCUAGUGCGGCCGUUCAAAGUUGCGAGACGAAGCUUUGUCCGAGACGUGAGCUUCUUCAUCGUUGCCGCGACCUUCAGUAUGGUCUUCAUAUGGGAUGGGAAGUUGACCCUGUGGGAGUCAUGCGUUAUGGUCGGGUUUUAUGUAUUCUACGUGUGCUUCGUCAUGGUAUGGCAUUGGUGGCUAGGGCGUCGGAAAGCUCGAAAGCUUAGAGCUGCCGCGAUGCGGAGUCACUUUGUUGUGCCCGGUGGUGAAGAGGAAGAGAUCCCUCAGGAGUACCACGACGAAGACGACGCCCCGGCAAGCGCAGGCCGACCAAGCUUACACCGAGGUGUGUCUGCUGAUGACUUUGCGGCCCUUGAACGUGGUGAUGAUUCCAGUGACUCUCUGGAGGCAGACGAAAAUGAAGAGAUGCGCGAAAGAUGGUUAGGGGAACUGAACGACAAUAUGCGUGUCAGCAGACCACAAGUCGGACGCAGGAGAAACACCCAUACGCCUAUCAGACCCAGUUUGGUUGGCGCACUCGAGUUUCGCGCGGUGCUGUCAUCGCUACAAAAAUCUAGGAACAUACAGACGAUCCCGCUUAAUCUGCGGCGGUAUUCUGACGACCCAACAUAUACCACUGCACAGCAGCAGGACCUCAUCUCCGGACCCUCCGAUCCUGCGCAGCGGCCCCCAUACGACGUGGAGCAAGGUCCUACUGAACAAACUCCCGUAGUCACUCGACCUACCCUAGAGAUACAGAGAAAUUUACCCAACCGUAUGAGGGCCGUGUCUGCUAAUGAUGUAGGCAAUGCCCGUUUAGAUCCUGACACACUUCGUCCUUGGGCGGUGCCCACCAUCCAUUUUGGACCGGCUUCGGUGGACAAUACCUUUAUUGAACAGAACGCCGCAGAUCUCCAACCACCGCCAUCGCCGGUUAUAUCGCUCUCACCACCAGCGUCCGAGUACGACUCGUCAGCAACAAGUGCUCAAGUUCCUACGCUAAUCCCGAACCCGACACCUAAUUUGCUAGCACCGCCAAUCUGGGACGGCUCCGGAUCGACAGCGCGUUCGACAAAUACUACUCCGAGCCCAUUAUCAUCACCUAUUUUAGAGUCCACGGUGCCAUCACGCCCACAGCCCAAACUUGUUCUGUCAGGUCCUGUCUCACCUCCGAUCCCGUUUCCAGCAUAUACCGAGUAUCCAGGCUCAGCUCAUAGUUCCAGGGCUCCGAGCCUCCGUCUGCCCCCUCCGAGUGUGUCUGCUGCCUCUCUGUCAUCGGACUAUUUCGCGGAUCACAUAAUGGAAGGCAGCGAUCGAGCUAAAGUGCCUUGGUGGUGGCCAUCUACUAUACUGCCGCCACCGAUCGUUCUUCUGUCGACUUUGUUUCCUACCCUAUGGAAUUGGAGGGACAAAAACGUAUGGGACAAAAUGCUUGGCGUGGUUGCAGCACCAAGCGUCUUCCUACUCACGAUAACUUUGCCUGUAGUAGAGCAAGAGCAAAGAGACGAUGCUGGGGGCUCAGAUCCAAUAACGGUGUCCAGUCUCAGUCUGCCCGAUGCUCUUCUGACGCCCACACACCACCGCAGCAUGGUCUCGGGACCGGACGUCGAGAACCCCUCAAACGAAAACCCUCGCAGAGAUCACAGCGCGAUUUCACUCGGUAAAUCUGAUCUUCGGGGCAGAAAUGGGAGUGCUGGCACAACCCGCCAGCCACAACAAAUUAUUGCCACGGCCGAGAGUGGAAUCAUGCAGUCACCCGAGCAGCUCCCAUCAGCAUCACCCUCAUCUGGCCCGAAGACGUGGAACCGAUGGCUCGUGAUUGUCCAGACCUUCACAGCGCCAUUUUUCAUCAUUCUCAUAGUGUGGGCGAAUACGGAGCUCGAGUACCCGCGUGCGCUCAUUCGCCCGACCCUGUGGUCUCUUCUCGUGUCACUCUGCACGUUGGCUUUUCUCUUAGCCACGACGACACCGACACGUCCACCGCAAUGGCGUUCAGCGCUUUGCUUUCUAGGCUUCGCCGUGAGCAUAGCGUGGAUCAGUUCCAUCGCCAACGAAGUGGUAGGGGUGCUCAAGACGCUGGGUGUCAUACUGAACAUGAGCGAUGCUAUUCUGGGAUUGACCAUUUUCGCGGUCGGGAACUCUCUAGGGGACUUUGUCGCUGACAUCACGGUGGCGCGGCUUGGGUUUCCAGUCAUGGCUCUCUCGGCGUGCUUCGGGGGCCCGAUGCUGAACAUUCUUCUCGGUAUCGGUCUGAGCGGGUGCUGGAUCAUCCUCAAAGGCGGGCGACACCACCACGAAAAGCAUCCAGACAGGCCUAUGAAGUUCAAGCCUGGUCACCCUGGUCGGGCUUCUGGUUGUGGUACCAUGGAGACGGUGGAAGAUGGACAAGACAAUUGGCUGGGGACUGGUGGCGCUGUGGUGCAUCAGCACAGUUGUCAACGUGGUCGUCGAGGUGUUGGGCGUCAGUAGCAGUGUACGUUGAGACGAGACCCUGACACUGUUUCAUACGCGGACGGCUUGGGGUCGAUCACAACGCUUGUCUGGAUAGCUUGAAUACAGCCCCGUUUUCAGUUCAGUGAGGCAGACGUUGAGCCGGUGAG